CUUUCAAUAUACGUUGAUAUACGUUUAGAACGUAGAUCUUAGGUCGGACUGUAUACAAAUCUAUUUCACUAGCACGCCAACCGCGUGGAGUACAAGUUGUUUACAGGAAGUAGCGAUACUUGUAUAUAUACAUUUUUUUACACACCUCGUGACUUUUUUUAAAUCAUUCUAAUUGCAAAAUUUCAAUCCACCUAUCUAAUUAUCAUCAUCCUUUAUGAAGUAAUCCAUGAGAAUUAAUACGCGUCAUACAAAAUGCCAGUGAUAAUAAUGAUCAAAAUUCGCGAAGUGACUUGACUAAUAUUAUGAAAUAAAAUUUAUUUAUUUUCACUUUUUUAUUUUUAUUUUUUUUGAAAAAAAAAAAUUAUUGAUAAAAAUCACUUACUCUUUGUGAAUAUUUUCAACUUUAUUUAAGUUAUUUAAAUAAAAAAAAUUGUGUUUCUUCUGUGAUAAUUUAUUUAGAAAAUAGUGUUUGUUUAGUAACUUAAAUUAUGGGUUUUGAUCCUGUUUCCGAAGAUCAACGGAAGCAGUUCUUCCGGCAAGGAUAUGGAUCUCAUCUACCGGGAUAUACCGGACACUGUCCUACCCUUAAAUUUCGAUUCGGUAAAGGAUUUGGAGCUUGUACAGAAGAUAUAAUGAAAGAACUAUUCGAGAAAAAUAUCUUGAAGACAGGACCAUACAAACCAAAUAUUGCAGCCGAAGAGUUGAUAGUCAUUCCCAAUGAGAAGGACAUUAAAAGAGAUUGGAAGAGUGACGCUCAAUAUUUUAAAUCAACACCGUACAUCUUGGGAUACACAGGGUAUAUUCCUGGGUUCAAUAACAAAUAUGGCCUACCAUUCAUGAGGGCUGUUGAGGAAGGCGCAAAAGACUGGCGUGAUACGCAAAGUAAAUUACGAGCACGAAGAGAUUCAAUGAGAGCUUACGCGGAGAGAAGAGAUCCACGAAAUCUCCUGUCGCGAGUGCGACAGGACAAUGUCCAGGUUGAAAAAGACCACGGUCAUCACCAUCAUCAUCACAAGGAGAUAAAAUUUUUUGGUAACUCUUUAAAAAAUCAUUACGUGUCACCGGAAAGACCUCCAAUUGUCGGGUACACGGGACACAUUCCAGGGGCAAAGGGCGAGGUCUCCCUUUCAAAAAGGUACACCCAAGCAGCGAAAAAGGGUUUGGAACUUCUUCAAAAGGAUCGCGAGGAUCGAUACAGCAAAAUUAAAGAUUCAAACACAAUUCAAAGGGUUUUGGAAGCUAAUUAUCUUGAUGAAACCGGACACACGCGAGCCUAAAAGUCAACUUUUGCGAAAUUCCAUAAUUAUUCGCCCUAAUAUCAAAAACUUAUUCGCGAUAAUCCCUUUAGACUCGUAUUCAAAAAGACAAAAUCAAUUUCUCUUUACAAUUUUUUUUUCUUCAUCAAAAAAAUUCUUUUUGAAACCAAAACUAAUUUUUCCUUUAAAGCAAUUUUUAAGGAAUAAAUAAUAAUUAAAAUAAAU
This is a messenger RNA of Leptopilina heterotoma, 1481 nucleotides long. It is a transcript of the gene Ip6k, whose product is annotated as protein FAM166B-like. The record is from RefSeq and is a predicted model, not a curated record. NCBI's taxonomy places the organism in Eukaryota, Metazoa, Arthropoda, Insecta, Hymenoptera, Figitidae. The transcript has 5 exons. The coding region runs from base 489 to 1277 and encodes 262 amino acids.